Trichobilharzia regenti is the source of this 1769-nucleotide messenger RNA. Lineage: Eukaryota; Metazoa; Platyhelminthes; Trematoda; Strigeidida; Schistosomatidae. The record is from the annotation of a GenBank genome assembly.
UUUUCGAAAGCUUGAAAAUGUCCUUUACAAACUACAGUUAUUUUGUUUGUUAUAAAUAAUCAUUUCUUUCAAUUUUUAAUAGCAAGCCCUAAGAGGGUUACAGACUGCGCGGUAUUCAAAGUUACUUCUUGUUAACGAGCUGCGAUGGCAUCUCUUGGAUCAAGAAAAGUACGUCGGCAUAAUCGCAUUGCAUUGUCAGAACUUCCAAAAGGAUCGAAACGCUCAUCAAAUACUGAAGGUAAACUACUAGUUGAGGCAAACGAAUCGUGCUCCUCCAAUUAUAGCACCAGUUGUCGGACACAGCUCACUGGGUCAUUGGUUUCUGGGACGGAGACACGAUCUGUUGUGUCGGACCUAAUGUCUCAAAAGGACAUUUUUUCGUUGUACUAUCGUCCUGUUCCUCAGAAAUCAAAAGUGCACUCUACCCGUCAUUCCCAUAAUAGCCUAACAAGCUGCUCUAACAAUGAAGCACGACAUUCAAUAUCAAAGCAUCGUGGAGUUCAUUCUAGUCGUAGCUGUACAUUGUCGGCUAGUGAGGUUUCAAAUAGUAAAUCUGGGCGUAUCAGUCAGCUGGCGAAUCGGGUUGAAAAUCUCCUCAUACAGGAUCCUAAAAAUAUCUUGCACAGCUGCAAUAAAUCCCAGACGGCUUAUUACCCUGUCAUAUUAGAAUCGUCAGACGACAGCUCUGUUUCCAGUAUUCAAAGAAAAUCAAGUGUCAGAAAUUCAAGUCCCACUAAAACCGUCUUGUCAUCUCCUUGGUAUCGUCACUGCCGACCGACAGCUCCUUUUCCUAUACUUCCAUUACCUACUACUAAAAACUGCUUGGAAAAUGAAUACUGUUGUUCUGAAUUGUAUAAAAGCAGUAGCAGUAGUGGAGAUGAUCAUCAGGAAGUUGCGUGCGAAAAGCUGUUUAAACCUGUACCGUGUUAUCCUUCUUCAUCACCUCUGCGGUCAAACAUCUCGCAGGUCGAAGUAGACGUUAGUCAAGAAAAUAUUUGCUGGCCUCAUGACUUACCACUACCUCCAUCUUCUAUCCCCGCUUCCAUUGAUGUCGAUUUAACACUGAUGAAUCGUUCUUAUUCAUUACCAUCUCCCCUUGAGAAUAAUGAUGAUGAGUCAAAUUUGAUUUCGGAAACAAUGACAUCUUAUUCAGAUGAAAUCACUUUGAAACCCUUGGCUCCUAUAACUAAUAUUUUACCGAAUGGAGGGAUCUUUACGCGUCGCCAUCCUAAGUGGGCUGCUGAUCGGAAUGCAGAAGCUCACAGAUCAAAUACUACUGUUCGAUAUCCUAGUUUAAACUCUACGCUAGACUUCAAUAUUGAUUCAUCUCCUCCUAUACCAUCCCCUCCUCCUUUAAUUGUUGAACGUUUACCUUGUGGAUUGAAUGUCUCAGAAUCUCCUGACCAAGAGCUUCUUUGUCAGUCUACGCUAAACAAUCCUCAUUUGGCACGUCCUACAGUCUUGAAACGUGGAGCGCCUGAUGGUGCUGAACAGUGUACAGAAGUUGCUGACAAUUUGGAGCUUAAAAAAGUUCCACCAACUGCUGAAGAAUACGAUCCACUAUCGACAAUGAAACGAAAUUCUCAGUGGGAUUUUCAUAAUGAAGAAUAUUCACCCAAAAAGAGUCGUGUGCAUUUACUGCUGCCAAGUGAAUGCAGUGCAUUUCUUCCUGUCCAAUCAACUCGUCAGCUACGUCAUCAUAUACAUUGUAUUUCUCCACCGUGUUUACGAUAAAUACUUGCAUAUUUAUAUAUAUAUAUAUAUAUAUA